Molecule: messenger RNA, 3731 nt
Organism: Venturia canescens
Lineage: Eukaryota; Metazoa; Arthropoda; Insecta; Hymenoptera; Ichneumonidae
Product: OTU domain-containing protein 7B-like
Exons: 9
Coding region: 380-2056 (558 amino acids)
Biological process (GO): protein deubiquitination involved in ubiquitin-dependent protein catabolic process; protein K48-linked deubiquitination; protein K63-linked deubiquitination
Cellular component (GO): cytoplasm; nucleus
Molecular function (GO): zinc ion binding; K63-linked polyubiquitin modification-dependent protein binding; cysteine-type deubiquitinase activity
Source: RefSeq, a predicted model, not a curated record
ACGAUUUGCAGUUGCGACUUCGACUCGGCCGUGUUAAGGUCUCGUACGAGGUUAUGUUCACCGAAUAAUCGGUCCAAUGAGAUUUCAAUUAAAAUCAACGUUUGUAUUAAAAUUCAAGGCCGAGUAAGGAUUGACCUUCACCCUGACAAAGCGAAAUAUAUUGAAAUAAAAAAACAAAAUCGAAAUUUCGGAAUGACAAUAAGACUCGAGCCAAAUCAAAGUUUAUCCUUACGAAUAAUGAUCCCUAAAAGUUAUGUGAUUAAAAAGUGCACGAAAUAGAGAAAACAAGAUUUUGGAAAUUGCAGUUUCAACGUUUGGAUUGGAGAACUAAUGCAGACUGAUCUUAAAAAUUCAUAACCCACGAUCAAAAGACCCUGGUAUGAGCAGCGCUUUGUCCAUGUAUGAUGGCUUGGAAAAAGAGCCCAAUCCUCAGAAUGCGACUUUGGACGCCACAGGAGGAGCAACCAAAAAAUUGGCCAGAGGAAUUUCUAGAGCCACGGAGAACGCAGCUAUCGUCUCUUACGCUCGGUCACAAUUGGCAUCCAGCAGUUCUGUAGAUACUCCAGAAUUCACAUUCUCACUGCCUGAUUUAUCCAUCUACCCUGAUUCUUUUCGUCAGUUUUUGGAGAAGGAUCUGAUCGAGGGAGGAUGUUUAAGUUCUCUAGAAACAGCGGGGAGAUUGAAUUGGUGGUGUGGAGGAAAAAACAGUGGGACUCGUGUCCUGUGGCCACUGGCGACUCAGGGAGAUGGCAAUUGUCUGUUGCACGCAGCUUCCUUGGGAAUGUGGGGUUUCCAUGACCGUCUACUCACACUGAGGGAUGCAUUGCACAAUACUUUGGCACGUGGAGAAUUUCGUCUUGCGCUUUUUCGGAGAUGGAAAUGGCGACAAAUGGGUUUAAACGCUGCAGCAGGCUUGUCGUACACAGAGGCUGAAUGGUUGGAUGAGUGGCAAUCCAUAGUGGACAUGGCAUCGGCAAAUCCACGUAAUCAAAAUGUCACGUCAUAUCAGAGUUUAGAAGAAGUCCACGUACUGGCGCUUGCUCACGUUUUACGAAGGCCGAUUAUUAUUAUCGCUGAAACAAUGUUACGCGAUUCCGAAGGUGUUGCACUCGCUCCGAUACCUUUCGGUGGUAUUUAUCUUCCUCUCGAAGUUUCACCCUCGAUUUGUCAUCGAACUCCCCUUCUGUUGGCUUAUCACUCGGCACAUUUUUCACCACUCGUUACCGUCGACGGUGGCAACGAUUGUGCCGAAAAUGGUGGUGAAGGCGUCAGUAUUCCCCUCGUUGAUCCUGACACCGGACAACUUCUUCCUGUUCUCUUUGCCGUCGAUCCUGGACCCGAUUGGGACUGGACAGCUUCGCAGGAGCUUCUCGAGUGUCAACAGGAUACUAUGCAAAUAUUGGUUCGGGCAUAUCUGGAUUGCGAGUAUCAGAUCCUGACGUCAGAGGAUCUUGAGAGAAUUUCAGACGGCGAUGGAACGCUGUUGAACCGACAGAGCAAAGCAGCCAAACAACUGCUUGGCGUAGCGAAACAAUUUGGCUCGAUCGGUAAAUCCGUGAGCAAAAGACUGUGGUCCAUGGCCAAAAGACCCAAAAGUCCACCGGCUCUGGCCAAUGGACCGAGCGCUGGGGAUGGGGUUUUGUGUGUCCGAAUGAAAAGUCGACGUCAUCAGUACGUCGAGCCAAUGUUGCAGAAUUAUUUGCAGUGUGCUCACUCAAGGUAUUUGGAAGAUCAUCGGAACGAUGGAUUGCGAUCCGAAAUGAAUUAUGGUGCAGGAAAAUCGAAAUUUUACGCAGCUAGUGACAGCGACAGUCAUGCGAGUGUGAGCAAACUUCAGCCCAAAAAUACGAAUAAGGAUCGUACACUUUAUCUUUCCAAAUCAACGUUUUACAAUGACAAAACGACUUCUCAGGAACCAGAAGCUGAGCUCUGGAAAAAUUCAGACGUCCUCGAUGGAAUCGUUCAAGAGUGUCGCAGUGAGCACUGCCAAUUCUUCGGGGCGCCGGAAAACCAGUACUACUGUUCUCAAUGUUGGGCUAAUCGGAGACAGCGAUAAUAAUUAUCCCACUGUCUUCUCAUUAUUCAUAAUGAAUUAACCAACGAUAAUAAUUCAUUAUUAUAAAAAAAUCUUUAUUCGACGAUUAUUUUUUCUAAAUUUUUCUUGGCUCUCUUAUGACAAUAAUUCGAAUCCAGAUGAAUGAGAAUUGGGUGAAAUAGUUUGAGAUUCUCUCACGAGCAGUAAAGUCAACCGCUCGAAUGGAAGAAAAAGAUUCUCUUCUUAAAAUACUGAAACGUUUGCAUAAUUUUUUUAGUAUGAAAACAUGAAUGAUAUUUAUUUACAUUUAAGUCUAGAUUUCGAAUGUUCAGCGACUUUGUUCCUCAUAAACAAAUGACUUUUGUUACUACAUGAAAACAUUGAGGAAAAAAGAAGUUUAUUUUGAACCAUCGGUUUGUUCCGGUCGUAAUUCGUCGAGCGAAUAUAGAAAAAAUGCCCUAUUCGUGAUGGAGGUUCGAUCCAUUUACUUACGUUUUUCUUUCUUAUUUUCGUUCUACGCCUUUGCAUUUGAUUUUCUUCAUACUUAUUUAUUUAGUUAAGUGAUCCUCGAAACUCAACUCGACAUUUCCCAACGAAUUGAGCCUCUCGCGAAUCCACGAAUUCUGAAUUCCGAUCUUCCAUGAAGAAGAAUUUUGUUGCAGCUCGAAGUGCAUUUCUGCCACGUGCAAUACGAAAUAUGGGCCUUUUUUCAGUCGUUUCAUUACAGAGUUCUGUGCUUGUAUUGAAAAGUUUAUUUGAAAGUAUGAACAAAAAUUGUUCGACAUUUUUUUUUUCUUUUUUUUCCGAUGUAUUCUCAUUUUGAAUAUUCGAUUGCUUGCUUGAGGAUCACAAAUGUAACGAAAUUUAAACAAAAAUAUUUCGCGAUUAUUUUUCGUCGAAAUCGUAAUUCCUAAGAGAUAAGAGAACGCUUUGUUCAUUCAACCGAUUUUCCUUCAUCGGUAUUUUAUUUCCAAUUGAAAUUUCCAAAGGUGGAAGAGAAAAAAAAUAUUUUUUUAGAUCAUAUAAAAACAAAAGUCAAAAUAGAUUCAUAUAUAUUUCUGAAAGAUAAUGUAUUUUCGCGUUGAAUCGCUUUUUUUUCUCUGAUAAUCAUCAAACCGAAGUCCGACAUAAUGGCGAAAAAACGAAUAUGAAAGAAGAAAAAUAGUAAGAAAAGGUAGAAUACAUGUUUCGGCGUGUGCCUUGGUCUCGUACGAAAAGUGAAAGAGAAACGAAGUAGGUAAAAAUACUCAGAACAACGCAAACCUAGAAAAAAAUUCAUUGUGACUUCAUAAUUUCUCACUAUACAUGCAAUCAUUCAAAAUUCAUUUUUUUUUACGAAUUGUUUCGAUUGCAAUUUCGCACUUACUGAGAUUAAAAAUGGAAAUUCCAGCUGCUAAUUUUCUGCAGAAAAAUUUCGAAAAUCAAUAAUACUUCACCCUCUAUUUUUUUCUAUCGUUAACAUUUAUUUGAGCUUGUUUCGAUGAUGAGCGAUAAAAAAAUGAUACAUUGUUACUACCGUAUUACGAUAGUUCUAUUGAGGUUAUGUUUUUCAAUUACACUUUUCAUUGUUACACUCUGAUUCGAUGAUCUAAUUCGACAAAUAAUUAUUUGCCUGAGCAUUACAUUCAAUGUGAUUACGCUUGCGAAUAAAAAAUGCAACAAACUGUGUGAAAAAUAAAGAAAUAUUUUUGUAACA